AUGACAUUAUGGAGAGAACCCUGAAAGACCAGUUGCUUGGAAUACGGCCAGAGUGGAGAAGAGAAAGCAGGCAUAUUGGGCAAUUUGAACCAGAAAGGGAGAAAGACCAUGAUUUGUAGUACUUACUGCACACACCUUUAUAAUUUUGUUUUUCCUAGAAAAAAGGACAGGCACACGCGUAUACACUCACACACAGCAAAUUCUCAUCACAUAUACACUUAACUUGUGUCACUCUCAAGAAGCACCACAGCGAGUCUGAGGUGUUUCAAGCAUGAGUUGGCUGUUUCUUAAGGGGGGGGGCCUCACCUUCUCUGUACCCCGUAUGUAGGGUUUAUAGACUAUUCAAGCACUCCCUGAGGGUUAUUUUAUUUUAUUUGGUUUUCGCCUGAUAUAUUUACUUUUGAACCUAAUCCUCUUAAUAAAUUUUACUCUACUCUGCUUAUAAAAAUAUACACAAAUAUAAAUUUAUAUAUGUUCUAUAUAACAUAUAUAUUAUGAAAACAUAAAACAUACUGAUAAGUCAGGCAACCAGUGCUUUCCAGCAUGCCUUGAAUACAGUAGGUGCUCAAUAUAUGUUUGCUGAACUGAACUGAAGGGAAACAGAGAUAAAAUGUCCAGGAAAAGGAAGGGGCAGACUUAGCAGUGGAGCUGCUAGAUUCAACACAGUGUAGACAGUCAUAGUGUAGAGGGUCGUGCACUAUUCCACACGGUGCAGAGGGUCCUAGAGGGACGCAGUGUAGACGUGCAGAAGGCAACAAGGGGGAAGAGAAUGCCUACUUUGCUUCCUUUUCUCAGAGUAAACCUGCUGCGUCUAGGGAUCUAUGAAACUCAGCGUUCACCCCUUAGUUUUGAUCCAAACUGUCAUCAUGUCCACAUGUCCUUCUAAUGAUUUAAACAGCAGUUCCUCUAAUACAAUUGUGAUUCUUUAGGAAAAAUAAGAGUAUUGUGAAGGUGAUUGAUAGAAGGCAAAGUUUAUGAGGGCAAACAUGCUGUUUGAACUCUCAUAUUUCCAGUUCCUUACACAGAGUAGGUAUUUAAUAGAAAUUGAUUAUACUCCAACCUGCCCGAAAAGAAGUCCAAAAACUAUUCACUGAACCAUGUGAAUGUAGGGGAUUACUGAAGUAGUGGAAAUGUUAUUUAUAGUGAACCAUGUGUACACCACUUUAAACAUAGCUUUUAUGUAUCUAACAAAUGGAAAUCACAUGUAGCAAAAUCAGACUCACACUAGGCUACAAACUAUGGAUAUAGGGCAAAGGGUACUAUAUCAUCCUGACUUCAAGGAACUUAUAACUUAGAGGGAAAAUACAAUAUGUCCAUAAAAACAUCUCCAACGAAGUAUGGCAAAAUAAAUUCCGUCGAAUCUCACAGGAGGGAGAGAUCACUUUAUUGACAUCAAGGAAGAGGAGACUAACAUUGACUUGGACUUUGGAAGGUGCAUCAUACCUAGAUCAUAAUAGGAGGGGCAGAGUGCCAGGAACACACUCAGCAAGAUGUGUUUAGGAGAAGGUGAGGAGAGCAGGAUGGACAGAGCAGAAGUUCAUGGAGGGUGUGGUGGGAGAUAAGACAGACUCCGAUGGGGCAGAGCGUGAGGAGCCAGGCUUCAAGGGUCUGUUCUUGUGUACCCAGGGACACGCAAGGUCUUUGAGGAGGGUAAUGACUGGUAGAGGCUGAACUUUGAAAGAUUACGCAGUGAAUAUUGGUUUGGUUAUAAUGAGAGAUUUAGAUGGUGCUUUACUUUGUUUUUUAAAAAAAUCAUCCAAAUACUAUAAAAUACAAUCCGUAGCUACUAUGCAUAUAUAAAUGUUCAAACAUUACAGCCAACAGAUUUAUCACACAAUUACAAUUGGAUGACAAAAUACAUUUUUGUAUUUGUAUUGGGGCCAAGAUCAACAGAGUCCAAGCUUUAGUUGAUUGAAGUCAGGAGGGUCAGUUACCUUGGGUUCCAGUUGAUGUGAUGGUUGAGGGCCCAAAGGGGGUUUCAAUUCAGCAAAACAGCUCAAGAAAGUGCUUCAGGCUAAUCUUUACCCCUGAAACAGAACUGGGAGUCUUUACAACUGCUUUAUUUUCUUUGCUAUUGUGAUUUCUCUUGCCUGAUAACAGUUUGUUCUUUUGUUCCCUAAGGUCAUUACAAGGACCUGUUCAGGGGUAAGCAUUGUGGCCAGGCUGAGAUCACAAAAUGGCUUAGGCCAAAAUGGCUUCUCUUAUGUCAAGAAAGCCAUGCCUGCUUCUCUUUCUCCAGGGAACCCCCUACCCUAUCUGCUUACCAAAUGGCUCAGGCGUGAGUAUGAGGGAAAGCAGGAGAUCCAGAAAACUGGUAUCCUGGUUGAUGUGCCCUGGGAGAAGGAGGAGCCAUUCGCUGUGAUGAGCUUGCAGGAGAUGUAGUUGCCCUGAGAGGGACAAAAUGAAGAUGGAACAGUAGCCUGUAUGUCCUGUCUGCUUUGUCUGAAAACAAUGAUGACUUCAUCUGCUGCAUCUGUGAGAUGUAGAUGGUGGAAUUGACCAGGAUAUAUUUGAUAUCAAUGAAGAUUCGGGACUGGAUCUUUUUGAGGGAGACAUCAGACUUGAUGGGGUACAAGAAAGAAAUUCCAUCGUUGGAGAAAGAUAUAGAUGGCCUCAUACUAUUCCAUAUGUUCUAGACGAUAGCUUGGAAAUGAAUGCCAGGGGAGUUAUCCUCAAUGCAUUUGAACGCUAUCGCCUAAAAACAUGCAUUGACUUCAAGCCUUGGUCUGGAGAACCCAACUAUAUAUCAGUGUUCAAGGGCAGUGGCUGCUGGUCUUCAGUGGGAAAUAGGCGCAUUGGGAAGCAAGAACUCUCCAUCGGAAAGGGCUGUGACAGAAUAGCAACAGUGCAACAUGAGUUUCUCCACGCACUGGGAUUCUGGCAUGAACAGUCUCGGUCUGAUCGGGAUGACUAUGUCAGCAUAAUUUGGGACAGAAUUAUUUCAGGCAAAAAGAGCAAUUUUGAAUCCUAUGAUGACCGACAAACAGACUCCCUGAAUGUUCCCUAUGAUUACAGCUCAGUGAUGCACUAUAGUAAAACUGCAUUCCAGAAUGGAUCAGAACCAACAAUUGUGACAAGAAUCCCAGACUUCAUGGAUGUGAUUGGCCAACGAAUGGAUUUCAGUGACUCUGAUAUCUUAAAGUUGAAUCAACUGUAUAACUGCUCCUCUUCCUUGAGCUUUAUGGAGUCGUGCGAUUUUGAACUGGAAAAUGUGUGUGGUAUGAUUCAAAGUUCAGAAGAUAGUGCUGACUGGCAACGGGUCUCCCAGGUUCCCGAGGGGCCAGAGAGUGAUCACUCCAACAUGGGCCGGUGCAAAGGUUCUGGUUUCUUCAUGCAUUUCAACAGGAGCUCUGUAAAUGAGGGGGCCACAGCAAUGCUGGGAAGUAGAAUACUAUACCCUAAACGAGGAUUUCAGUGCUUGCAAUUUUUUUUAUAUAACAGUGGAAGUGAAUAUGACCAACUGAACAUCUAUAUCAGGGAAUAUUCUGCGGCCAGUGUGAACAGGACUCUGACCCUUGUGGAAGAAAUAAAAGAUAUACCCAUCGGGAGCUGGCAGCUUUACCACGUAACACUGAAAGUGACCAAUAAAUUUAGAGUGGUAUUUGGAGGCGUCAGAGGCGCUGGUGCCUCACGGGGUGGCCUGUCUAUUGAUGACAUCAAUCUUUCAGAAACACAGUGCCCUCAUCAUGUCUGGCAUAUAAGGAAUUUCACACAGCUCAUUGGCAGCCCCAGCGGAUCUGUCUUCAGUCCUUCAUUUUAUUCUUCUAAAGGCUAUGCCUUUCAGAUUCGCUUGAAUCUAAGUAGUUUGCCUAAUGUAGGAAUGUAUUUCCACUUGAUCUCUGGAGCCAAUGAUGAUCAAUUAGAGUGGCCAUGUCCUUGGCAACAAGUCACGAUGACCAUCUUGGAUCAAAAUCCUGACAUUCGACAGCGUAUGUCCAACAAGCGGAGUAUAACUACAGACCCAUUUAUGACCACUGGUAAUGGAAACUAUUUUUGGGACAGGCCUUCCAAAGUGGGAGUACAAGAUUUUUUCCCUAAUGGAACUCAGUUUCAAAGAGGUAGGGGCUAUGGAUACAGUGUCUUUAUGACCCAUGAGAGGCUGAAAAGCAGAGAUUUUAUGAAAGGAGAUGAUGUUUAUAUCCUCCUGACAGUGGAAGACAUAUCCCACCUUAAUACUACACAAAAUGAGCCAAUCCCGACCUUGGGCGUCAAUGACCUUUGCACAAACUUUAAAUGUGAGAAUGAUGGCAUUUGCAUUCUCCAUCAUGGCAAAGCUGAGUGCAGGUGUCCGUCAGGGGAAGACUGGUGGUACAUGGGAGAAAGGUGUGAAAAGAGAGGCUCAACUCGAGACACCAUUGUGAUUGCCGUGUCUUCCACUGUUGCUGUGUUUGCUGUGAUGCUGGUCAUCACCCUUGUCAGUGUCUACUGUACCAGGAAAAAGUAUCAAGAGACAAGUUCAAACACAACAAAUAUGACUCUGGAAAAUCAAUAUGCACUUUGAAGAUUAACUCAGCAAUACAGCCAACAAAUGAAAUGAAAAAUUCUUCAUGAUGGUUUCACCUACAAUAUAUUACAACCACUUCACCUGCUAUAGACGGAUCUUCUCUGUACAUAGCUGGAUAUACUACAAAUCAUUAUUUUGGUAAA
This is a messenger RNA of Delphinapterus leucas (beluga whale), 4647 nucleotides long. NCBI's taxonomy places the organism in Eukaryota, Metazoa, Chordata, Mammalia, Artiodactyla, Monodontidae. The record is from RefSeq and is a predicted model, not a curated record.